Molecule: messenger RNA, 879 nt
Organism: Ostreobium quekettii
Lineage: Eukaryota; Viridiplantae; Chlorophyta; Ulvophyceae; Bryopsidales; Ostreobiaceae
Source: the annotation of a GenBank genome assembly
AUGGCGAACGCGGGCCCGUUCCGCAAGCGCAUGGCGCGCGUGGUGGUCGACCUGAACAACCAGCUGGCCGACUCGCAGUCGGGGUCACUCAUCCAGAUUUGGAUGCCGGACAGGACGGAGGGAAGCAGCCAGCUGCAGACGCAGGGCCUGCCCUACGCGGUUACGGGCACCGGAGACCUGCUCGCGCUCUUCCGCUGCAUAUCGUGCCGCUACCACUUCAGCACGGACGUCAUGCAGCCCAAGCUGUUGGGCGCGCCCGGCCGAGUCUACACCACGCUGGAGCCGGAGAUGUGCAACGACCUGCAGAAGUAUCAAAAGCAGAUCUACCUGCGGGUGAGCGAGGCUCAGAGGUGCAUGGUUCACUCCACCCUGGUGAUGCCCUUCUUCGAAACCGCUGCCAGGGAAAGGCCUAUUGGCGUGCUGGAGGUCAUUAAGACAUCGAAGAACGUUGCGUUCAACGACCUCAUCGACCGUUGCAUAGCGGCAUUGCAUCGAGUUGAUCUGUACUCAUCAGAUUUGGAUUAUCGAAAUCUGGAGAUUGGCCUUCGCCAGUGGCCCUUAGAUGUGGACAACUCGUUAAUGGAGGUGGCGCCAAGAGUGCAGAUAGAGGAGCUUCCUGUGGAUGGCGAGGAGGCAUCUGGAACAGGAGAGAAUUCGAGCGAAGCGUCGCCCCUGAAAGCUAGGCGGAGUUCGUCCCAGAUCAAGAGCUGCUCAUCGCCAGAUAUGGACAAUGCAGCAACGUCAAAUCCUGAGAAAGGUGAAAAUUGGGACGUGACUGGUUUUGAAGUGUCGAAACUAAGGAUGGAACUUGCAAGAUUACGGUUGGGAGAGGAGAAGUUGACACUGAGGCACAGCUGCCUUGUGGACCUGUCCACAUAA